GGCGGUCGCGCUCUGCCAGCCGGGGCCCUGCGGGGUGCGGUGCUGCGGGAGGGCCCGGCCCGCGCGGUGAGCAGCGAGCGGGCUCUGGGGAGCGCCCGCGGAGCCGCUCCGCCACCUCCAGCGGCCCAGGGCCGUGCGGGCCCGCCCCUGGUGCCCUCGGCCCGACAAGGCGCCCGGGCCGGGAAACUUCGCCCGAGUUGAGGGGCGAGAGCGGCUUCCGCUCGCUCCGCUGCUGGCCCGGGAAGACUCCUUUAGGAUCUGAUUUUCCCCCCCUUUGUUAAAGAAAAAUGCCUUCCUUGAGCGGAAAAGUGCAGACUGUGUUGGGCCCUGUGGAGCCAGACUGUCUUGGUUGCACGUUGACUCAUGAACACUUGACUAUGAACUACAGCAGCUGCUUUUGUCCACCUUCUCCAGGCCAAGAGCUGUUGUCUAAUGGGCCCAUUGAGAUGAAGAACUUGUUUUGGAUUAAGCAAAAUCCCUACAGCCACAAAGAAAACCUUCUUUUGUAUCAGGAAACAGACGCUGUGAGGGAGGAGCUGCUGCAUUUUAAAGCAGCAGGUGGUGGGAUGAUUGUGGAAAACACAACUACAGGAAUUGGUCGGGAUGUGAAUACUUUGAAGAAACUUGCUGAAGAAACUGGAGUUCAUAUUAUUGCUGGUGCUGGGUUUUAUGUGGAUUCCACUCAUUCUGCUCAAACACAAGCCAUGACAGUGGAGCAGCUGACAGAGAUUAUUGUUGAUGAGGUACUCAAAGGAGCAGAUGGGACCAAUAUCAAAUGUGGUGUGGUGGGAGAAAUAGGAUGCUCCUGGCCUUUGACUCCAAGUGAACACAGAGUGCUUCAGGCAACAGCACAGGCUCAGUCCCAGCUUGGGUGCCCUGUUAUCAUCCAUCCCGGCAGGAACAGUGACUCCCCUUUCCAGAUUAUCCGCAUUCUGCAGGAAGCUGGGGCUGAUGCUUCAAAGACAGUCAUGUCUCACCUCGACAGGACCAUAUUUGAUAAAAAGAAACUUCUUGAAUUUGCUAAACUUGGAUGUUACUUAGAGUAUGACCUGUUUGGUACAGAAUUCCUUCAUUACCAGUUCCAUCCGGAUAUUGACAUGCCAAACGACAACGAAAGAAUUGCAAGGAUUCGUAUGCUGAUUGAUGAAGGCUAUGAAGACAGACUUCUGAUGGCUCAUGAUGUGCACACCAAGAACAGGUUGAUGAAAUAUGGAGGUCAUGGAUAUUCACAUAUCUUGAAAAAUAUAGUUCCUAAAAUGCUAAUUAGAGGCAUAUCCCAAGAUAAAAUUGAUAAAAUACUCCUAGCAAAUCCAAAGCGGUGGUUGACUUUUAAGUAGGAAUAAUGAAUAAAUAUGCCUGAUUUAUAAGGCAGCUUGAUAAAAUUCAGAUUUCAGUAGAGCAUCAUUAAAAAAAAUCAGAAAAAUUGAAAAUUAUUAAGUAGAUGCAAGCAAACUAAUUAUAACUUUUCUUUUUAAUUAGAACAUCAAAAUUGUGUACUGUCUCUACAUUUUCUCCCUUCUGAAAGUUUACUCAUGAAUGAUUUACUCAAUAUGAGCCUACCUACAGAAUCUUUUCAACUGAAAUUUUAAAAUAAUUGUUGCAAAAGCAUAAUACAAUACUGUUACUGAAAUUACCUCCAAACUACUUCCGAAGAUGUGUCACCUGGACUUGGAAAGAAAUUGUGAUUUUCAGUUAAACUUCCUGUCUCUAGGGGUUGAUUUUAAUCCUUGUAAUACUGUCAAUCUUCUCAUUAUCUUCACAUUAUUUAAGUAAUUCUUGAUGAAAGAUCUGGAACUUUUAAUUAGCUUCCAUAGACAAGAGAAAACAAGAGGAAUCUGAAAUAAAUCUAAAAAGAUAAUGUUUCUUUCUAGUUUAACAAUUUACUUAAUUGUAACUGAAAAUGUAAAAAAUACAUGGAAAAAUAUAUUUUUGAAUAAAGCAUUUUGAUCACUUAAA
This is a messenger RNA of Prinia subflava (tawny-flanked prinia), 1956 nucleotides long. It is a transcript of the gene PTER, whose product is annotated as phosphotriesterase related. Gene Ontology annotation, molecular function: hydrolase activity, acting on ester bonds; zinc ion binding. The coding region runs from base 288 to 1337 and encodes 349 amino acids. The transcript has 5 exons. NCBI's taxonomy places the organism in Eukaryota, Metazoa, Chordata, Aves, Passeriformes, Cisticolidae. Gene Ontology annotation, biological process: catabolic process. The record is from RefSeq and is a predicted model, not a curated record.